This is a messenger RNA of Schistosoma guineensis, 654 nucleotides long. The record is from the annotation of a GenBank genome assembly. Lineage: Eukaryota; Metazoa; Platyhelminthes; Trematoda; Strigeidida; Schistosomatidae.
AUGGGGGCUACAAACAAGCUGGAAGACAAAAAUGUGGUUUCUGAUUCUGGCAGUGACUCGGACGACUCUGCGCCAGAAAUAGAAGAUUCUAAGGAACAAAGCGAUGCCAAAGUUUCACAUAUGGCCGACGAAUUACUCAGUCGAUGUAAGCAGUCCAGAAGUGAAAAAAAAGCUAGGAAAGCUAUGUCGAAGCUGGGAUUAAAAUUAGUACAGGGAGUUUGCCGCGUAACUAUACGGAAAGCAAAGACCAUUAUGUUUGUAAUCAAUAGGGCAGAGGUCUAUAAAUCAUCUGCCUCGGAUACAUACAUUAUUUUUGGUGAGGCUAAGGUAGAAGAUAUAUCAGCCCAAGCUCAGAUAGCUGCAGCUGAAAAACUUCGUAGUCAAGCUAUGGGAGGUGCUGAGUUAGGGACUUCCAGUGGUCUAUCAAAAGAUACAGUUUCAUCUAUCUCGAAGACUGCCAUCGCAGAAGAGUCUGAAGAUGAUGAAGAGCCUGAUGCUACUGGAUUAGACGAGAAAGAUGUUGAACUCAUUAUGCAGCAAGCUGGUGUAUCGCGUGGCAAAGCUAUUCGAGCACUUCGUGAAAAUAACGAUGAUGUAGUCAAUGCUAUUAUGGAUAGCCGGAAAAUUAUAAUGACCUGUGAUUUGUGUCGUUAA